UUCCAAUGUAACAAUGGCGGCGCCCUGCAUAAAUAGAUGCGGCUCAAUUUUUCGAACGAUUCGCAGAACAGCUCUGAGCAGAUAUAGCAGACAAGCUUUAAGGCAGAUGUGCACAGGGGACAAAGAUCAAACAGGAAGUACGUUUGUAGAUUCAGAAUCUUCUGGGAACAGCAGUGGGAGGAACCAGUUUAAUACCCACGGCAGCAAUCAGCAGGAAGGAUUCUCAAAUGAAGAAUCUCAGACUACUGAGGAAUACUCCAGUCAGAUAGAGGAGGAGGAGGUACCGGAGGAGACUGAGGAAGAGUUCCAAACCAAGCAGGCCAUUCUGAAGGCUUCGCUUCCAUUUGUACAUCAGUAUGGAUGGACCAAGAAAGCCAUUGUUGCAGGUGCUGAAACCAUUGGAUAUCCCUCAGUGGUUCAUGGAAUGUUCCCUCGCGGUGGUGCUGAAUUAGUGUUCUAUUUUUAUGAAGAGUGUAAUGCAGAGCUAACAUCUAAAAUGGAACAGAAAUUAGAAGAGCUGAAAGUAAAGGAAGAGUAAGAAAUUUCUAUUUUUAGCGUUUCAUAUGAUCAAGCUUUUUACAGCAUCUGAUUUUCUUUCUG
Messenger RNA from Ostrea edulis (European flat oyster), 600 nucleotides. RefSeq names its product ubiquinone biosynthesis protein COQ9, mitochondrial-like. The record is from RefSeq and is a predicted model, not a curated record. Gene Ontology annotation, molecular function: lipid binding. Lineage: Eukaryota; Metazoa; Mollusca; Bivalvia; Ostreida; Ostreidae. The coding region runs from base 14 to 538 and encodes 174 amino acids. The transcript is spliced from 4 exons. Gene Ontology annotation, cellular component: mitochondrial inner membrane. Gene Ontology annotation, biological process: ubiquinone biosynthetic process.